This is a messenger RNA of Alternaria arborescens, 900 nucleotides long. RefSeq lists its product as hypothetical. The record is from RefSeq and is a predicted model, not a curated record. NCBI's taxonomy places the organism in Eukaryota, Fungi, Ascomycota, Dothideomycetes, Pleosporales, Pleosporaceae. Bases 1 to 900 code for a protein of 299 amino acids. Gene Ontology annotation, biological process: mitochondrial citrate transmembrane transport. The transcript has 3 exons.
AUGGUUUCAGGCGCCAAUGACAAAAGCACACCCGCAAUAGUCUCUUUGGCAGCUGGCGGCAUUGCUGGCGGUGUGGAAGGCUUUCUUUCGUAUCCUCUCGAGUUUGCGAAAACGCGUGUACAGUUGAGAGCUGAGAAAGGCGUACCGACACCACGAAACCCUUUCCUCGUCGUGACCCAAGUUUAUCAAAAUGAGGGAAUCAAAGCGCUUUACAAAGGCUGCGGAGCGCUGGUCUUCGGUUCAGUAGGCAAAGAUGCUGUUCGCUUUCUCUUCUUCGAUCAGAUCAAGUUAUCCUUCGCAGAUCCAGAGACUGGCACACUUUCGCCACUCCGCAAUCUGUUGGCUGGCAUGACUGCUGGGGUAAUCGCAUCGAUCACUGCGGUCACACCUACAGAACGCAUCAAAACGGCACUUAUUGACGACGCCAGAAAUGAAAAGCGUUUUCGCUCCGGUUUUCAUGCGACAGCAACGAUCUGGAAAGAGCACGGUAUACUCGGUCUAUACCGUGGCUUUGCAGGGACUACCCUCAAACAGGCAUCAGCAACAGCAUUCCGGAUGGGAACGUACAAUAUUCUCAAAGACUUUGAAAAGACCAAGAACAUCGAACAGAACACCGCAGUCAACUUCGCAAACGGAUCAGUAGCAGGCGUUGUGACAACGCUCUCCACACAGCCUUUCGAUGUCAUUAAGACACGAUCGCAGAGCGCAAGAGGUACAAGCACUGCUGAGGCUGUAAAGAGUGUGUUGUUGGAUUAUGGUAUCAAAGGAUUCUGGAAAGGCACAACGAUGAGACUAGGGCGCACGGUGUUUAGUGGUGGUAUACUAUUUACGAGCUACGAGGCUGCUGUCAAGCUCAUUUUACCAUUGUAUCCCGGCACGAAGCAAGCCGAAGUAUCAUAG